AUGGCGUCUAAUCGAAGGUUUAAUGUUGAAGAGGCUUUGGAUACUAUUUUUGGCGACAGUGACUCUGAAAUGGAAGAAGAAGCAAGUGGUUCAGAAAGCGAAAGCGCCAGUGACACUGAAAUCAACAUGGAAUCGGCUUCCGAAGGUGAAAUGGAGAAUAGCAUUGAUGAUUUCGACACUGACACGUCAGCCGAUGAGGAAAAUUUGCAGCGAGCACGAGGAGCUAGACGUGGUAUCGCUUCUUUUGAACUGAUUUCAAGGGAGACAAACAGGUAUGCACAACAGUAUUUAGAUACACCUGCUGAUUUUGAGCCUUGUUCUCGUUUUCGAGCCUGGAAAGACACAUCUCCUAAUGAAAUAAAAGCCUUUUUCGCUUUGCAAAUUGCAAUGGGGCUUUGCCAGAAACCAGCCCAUGCUGAUUAUUGGAGUGGAUUUUGGUUGACAGCCCUGCCAUUUUCAUCUGUGAUGUCACGCAACAGGUUUGAACUGUUACAAGCAUUUCUGCAUUUUAACAAUAUUGAAAACCAAAUUGCCAGGGGUGAAGAAGGUUACAAUCCUUUAUUCAAGAUUCAACCUUUGUUGGACAUAGUCAACCCAACUUAUGAAAAGUGGUAUCAGCCAGCACGUGACCUUUCCUUGGAUGAAAGUACAAGGGGAGACUAUUUUUUCGGCAGUACCUUCCAGCCAAGCCCACAAGGUGGGGGAUCAAGCAGUUUGUGCUUGCUGAGGCAAAAACUGGCUAUUGCCUGA
Molecule: messenger RNA, 750 nt
Organism: Pocillopora verrucosa
Lineage: Eukaryota; Metazoa; Cnidaria; Anthozoa; Scleractinia; Pocilloporidae
Source: RefSeq, a predicted model, not a curated record